Messenger RNA from Perca fluviatilis (European perch), 1540 nucleotides. Its product is annotated as P2Y purinoceptor 3-like. The coding region runs from base 424 to 1455 and encodes 343 amino acids. NCBI's taxonomy places the organism in Eukaryota, Metazoa, Chordata, Actinopteri, Perciformes, Percidae. Gene Ontology annotation, biological process: G protein-coupled receptor signaling pathway. Gene Ontology annotation, molecular function: G protein-coupled receptor activity. Gene Ontology annotation, cellular component: plasma membrane. The transcript has a single exon. The record is from RefSeq and is a predicted model, not a curated record.
AUACAGCGCCCAUUGCGCGUGUGUCGACGAUGUCAUUUAACUUGGCAAUCGGCUUUAAUUACAACAUUAAUUAUCCUGCACGCCUUUUCUCUGGGGAAGGGCAAUCGCAUAGGCUACUACAGUAUCUGCAUCCUAUUGUGUUAGGCUUUUGAAAUGCCUCACGGUGUGCCAAUCUAUAUUUGCUCAUAUCCUAGAUAUGGCGUUAAUGGUUUACAUUACACAGGUGUGGGCUGGGAACAGAAGGGACGCGCAAGUUGAACAAACACCUGCAUUUGGUAAUUUUUUUUUUUUUAUUAAAGAAGCACACGUCAUCUUUACUCAGCACUCAGGUGAGCUGCAGACAGGUGGGGUGUAAGGAGAAGUGGUCCUUCUUUAAGUUUUAGGCCCACCUUAAACAUUAAACUACCCGAGCUGAUAAUUUGAAUGGAGGACUUCCACGUGUGUCCAGUGACUAGCUACUACAAAAGGAUCCUUCUACCAGUGGCCUACAGCCUUGUGUUCCUGCUGGGUCUAAGUUUAAACGGUGCCCUGCUGUGGUGCGUCGGCUGUCGGACGCGCCGCUGGAGCAGCACGGUCAUCUACAUGACCAACCUCGCCGCGGCGGAUCUGCUCUACGUGCUGGCCUUGCCCCCUCUCAUCGUCAGCAAUGCCAUGGGCGGCCUGUGGCCCUUCGGCAACAUCAUCUGCAAAAGCGUCAGGUUUUUCUUUCUCGUCAACCUCCACUGCAGCAUGAUGUUCCUCACGUGCGUCAGCGUGCACCGUUUCCUCGGAGUGUGCUUCCCCAUCGCGUCUGUGCGCCUCAGGACCAAGAGACUCGCCCUCUUCGCGUCAGGUUCGGUUUGGAUCCUGGCCACUGCAGAGAUUUUACCCACACUGAUCUUUGCGCACACAGGUGUGAUCAACAACAUGACUGUGUGCUUUGAAAUGACUGACCCGGGGCAAUUUAAAGUUUACUUUCCCUACGGGCUGUUUUUAGCCAUAGUAGGUUUUCUGAUCCCUUUCCUCGUCGUCAUCACCUGUUACUGCUCCAUGAUGACAGUGCUAUAUUGCAGGGACGGCAUCUCUAACGCAAGGAUACCUCGUAAGCGCAACAAGUCUCUUUACACCAUCUUAAUUGUGUGUCUCAUGUUUGUGGUGUGUUUUGUGCCGUAUCACGUUGCUCGGACAGUCUACUUGUUUGUGAGGGUCUACAUGCCCGGAGACUGUCAUCUUUUGAACGUAGUCAUGAUCUCCUUCAAGGUGUGGAAGCCUGUGGUCAGUUUUAACUCAUGCGCAAAUCCUCUCCUCUACUUUUUGGGCUGUGAUCGGCACCGCCAGCAGCUCCGGGCCUGGCUGUGGAGGAGGGGGAAGAGAGUCCAGCCUACCGUGUGUCUGUUGGAGGAUGUAGCCUACGCAGCAGGAACAGGUCGACAGGGUAGAGAGAGAGAGCAUCCAGCAGUGACUUUUUUAUCAUGAGUCAGUGGGCGGCAAUGACACCGGGACUGUACCGACAAGGUAUAUAAGCUGUGUUUAAUAAUUCCCUUUUAUUAUUUUAAAUAUA